UGUUUGAUCCUGUCUUCUCUGACCCUCCCCUUCUUCUACUUUCCAGAAUCCUUCUGAUGAUAGAACAGAGCCUUGGGGGUUGCACAUGCUCAGUUUGAUGUUUUUUAUUCCUUGGAAGAGUGCAUGUGAUCAGCACAGGGCCAAAUCAGCACUCUCCAGACAGAGGUCGGGGGUUUUGCACCCUGCUAAAGCAGAAAGAAAACUCCUACAAGCUUUAACCAGUGCUCUGUUGAACACUGAUAGAAAUCACAUGACUGCUCUAACUGCUGAUGAGAAAAGGUAUUUAGUUGUU
This is a messenger RNA of Staurois parvus, 292 nucleotides long. The record is from the annotation of a GenBank genome assembly. Lineage: Eukaryota; Metazoa; Chordata; Amphibia; Anura; Ranidae.